UUGUUCUCACAGCAACUCGUUUUUAGGAAUGCAGCAAAAGCAAUUGCAUCGCCGAAUGCUGCUGCCGUUGCGAUAGCCGCUAGCGAGCAAUUGGCUUCUGAAGCAAAAGCAGCGGCUGAGGCUGCAGCUACAGAAGAAAGAGAGAAAGAGCGUAGAGAUGAAGAAGUGCGUGCAAAGGAACAACUUGAAGUUGACGAUGACUUUGAUGCGCAGGAAAAGCCCAUAGAUAAGAGUCCUAGUGGACGUUUUCUUAAAUUUGAUGAGGAACUCGGUCGAGGAUCGUUCAAAACGGUAUAUCGCGGGUUAGAUACCGAAACCGGUGUAGCGGUGGCUUGGUGUGAACUUCAAGAAAGCAAGCUAAAUAAGGCUGAGAGACAGAGAUUUCGGGAGGAAGCGGAGAUGCUGAAAGAUUUGCAACACCCCAAUAUCGUAAGAUUUUACGAUUAUUGGGAAAGGACUGAUCCGUCGGGGAAAAGAAAAUAUAUCGUCUUAGUUACGGAAUUGAUGACAUCGGGUACUCUCAAAAUGUAUCUAAAGCGGUUCAAGCGAAUCAACAUCAAGGUCUUAAAAUCAUGGUGCAGACAGAUCUUGAAGGGCCUUUCUUUUUUGCACUCCCGAAAUCCACCGGUAAUUCACCGUGAUUUGAAAUGUGACAAUAUAUUCAUCACGGGAACAACGGGCAGUGUGAAAAUCGGUGAUCUCGGCUUAGCUACACUGAAGAACAAAUCUUACGCGAAGAGCGUUAUUGGUGAGUUCAAUUUCUUCUGA
Strongylus vulgaris is the source of this 768-nucleotide messenger RNA. The record is from the annotation of a GenBank genome assembly. NCBI's taxonomy places the organism in Eukaryota, Metazoa, Nematoda, Chromadorea, Rhabditida, Strongylidae.